AUGCCCUCUGUCUUGCGGUCUUUCUCCGUCCUUUUGCUUGGCAUUCAGUUGGCCUUCGCAUACAAUUUCCCAUAUGAGAGCGUACAGCUGAAAGAGUCCGAGGUUGCUAACAAUUCCGACAUGUCUUUCGGCAAGCUCCCCGGCGGCAUCAAAGCAAAAUGCAAGACGUUCCCUGGAGACGCGAGUUGGCCUUCAGACGAGCGAUGGGGCGCCUUCAAUGUGAGCUUGGGCGGAGCACUAAUCAAAGGCAUUCCGCCUGCAGCGGCCUGCUACGACGGGCCUUAUAAGGAUGCAGCUAGAUGUUCAGACAUCCAGCGCGGUGCGAGCAAUGCGGUUUAUGUUGGGAACGAUCCACUGAUUCCGUUCGGGCAGUGGGCGCUUGGAAAUCCUUGCCCAGUGCCCAUGCCCUCCUUCCCUGGCUCACCCAACAAUACAACCCCACAGUUCACUUGCAAUAUCACGAGUUUUCCGGCCUAUGUGGUGAACGCGACUACGGUCAAGCAUGUCCAGCUGGCCGUCAACUUUGCCAGAAACAACAACAUACGAGUGACAAUAAAGAACACCGGCCAUGACUUCCUUGGCAGAGGCACAGGCGGAGGCGCUCUUCAAGUAUGGGUUCACCCCUUCAAAGACUUCGAAUACCUUCCCUCCGUGCAAAUUGCAGACUAUGAAGGUCAAGCUGCAAGAGUCGGAGCCGCACUGCAACAAUACGAGCUCUUUCCGUAUAUGGAGGAGUCCAACAUCACCUUGUUGGCCCCAGGCUCCCCGACCGUUGGCGCAUACGGCGGCUUCAUGCAGGGAGGAGGCUUCUCGUACAUAACGUCGAAGUUCGGACUCAUGGCCGAUCAGAUACUCUCCUUGGAAGUCGUCACAGCGGACGGGAGAUUCGUGCACGCAGACCCGACGGAGAACGAAGACCUGUUCUGGGCAAUUCGCGGAGGAGGACCUAGCAACUACGGCAUCGUCACCUCUGCCGUCGUAAAAGCGUACCCGCCUAUCAGCGUUGCCACAUCAUCCCUCGGCUUCCAGACCGGCCCCGUUCUCGGCAACGGCACUACCAGUCCCCAAGUCUCCAACGCCACGUUCUGGAAAGGCGUUAGCGUCUACUUCUCGCACCUCGUCCGGGUCAACGACGCCAAAGGCAUCGGCUGGAACAAUGUCAACACGCAAGCCCCCAUGCCCCUCUUCAACAGAACCGAGCGCACCUUCUCCUUCACCGGCGACUUCCGCAUCCCCGGCAUCUCCGCCGCAGAAAUGAAGACCUUCACCGCCCCCAUCAUCCAGGACUUCAACGCAGCCGGCAUCAACCUCACCAACCCAGACCCCGCCUUCUACGAGACCUACGCGAAAUACGGCUCCCGCAACAGUCCCAGCGGCGGCGUCGGCAACCGCCGCUUCGCCUCGCGCCUCUUCCCACGCGCCGCCUUCGUCGACCCGCUCUCCGCAGCCUUCAACGCCACCAUGGCCGCCGUCCGCGCCUUCGUCGAAGAAGGCGGCUACUCGCUGCACAGCGUCGACUACCACGCCUCGCUCGCCACAGCGGGGUACCCGGGCGCCAACUCCGCGGUGAACCCGCACCUGCGCGCCGCCAUCAUGCACGCGACAGGCUUCGACACGAGCUCGUACGGGCCCGAGACGACGCCCGAGCAGCAGAUCAGCAGCCAUGCGCGGUUGAACGCGUAUGCGAAUAAGCUAAGGGAAGCGAGCCCCGGGAGUGGCGCGUAUAUGAAUGAGGCUGAUACCGAGGAGCCGGAUUUUCAGGAGAGCUUUUAUGGCGCGAAUUAUGGGAGGUUGUUGCGGAUUAAGAAGGGCGUGGAUCCGUGGGGCGUGUUUUAUGCGGUUACGGCGGUGGGGAGUGAGGAGUGGGUGGUUGAGGGGACGCAGGGGCUGCCGACGCAGCAGGGGAGGUUGUGUAGGGUGGAUGGGUAG
Trematosphaeria pertusa is the source of this 1929-nucleotide messenger RNA. RefSeq names its product FAD/FMN-containing isoamyl alcohol oxidase-like protein MreA. Gene Ontology annotation, molecular function: oxidoreductase activity; FAD binding. The coding region runs from base 1 to 1929 and encodes 642 amino acids. Lineage: Eukaryota; Fungi; Ascomycota; Dothideomycetes; Pleosporales; Trematosphaeriaceae. The transcript has 4 exons. The record is from RefSeq and is a predicted model, not a curated record.